AUGAACCAGCCUUCGGAAACUGUUGUGAUCUCAAUAAGAAUCGAUGGCGCCAGCGCGUACGACCCCGACGCCGGGGUCGACGCCAUCGCAACAACGAUCCCCAGCUUUUGCCGCGGCUGCAACGCCUCGACUGCGCACAACGACAUCCCCGCGAUCCAACGCGCAUGGAGGAAAUUUGAGGAGGUCGAGUCCAGCGCGUCCUGGGAGGAGAUCAUCGUCAAAGGGGGCAUCGGGCCUUGGGACCGGAUCAAAGCCGCCAGGGACGCGGCGGACACGGAGGUUGUGAGGGCCGAAGCCCACGUUGAAGAACUUACCAAGGCCCUGGAGAUUGCAAGGAGCAAGAGGGAAUGCGCUGUGGAACGCUUGAAGGGAGCCGAUGAUUACCUUGAGAAGGUCGUCGGGACGGUCGCAAGCGACAGCGGGCGCCUGGAGGAAAAGUUUGCAGAAAUGACAUCUGGCGGCAUCGACUUGUACAACCUUUGGGGAUCUUGUCCCACAGGAAUGCCGUAUAAGAUGAUCGACAGAAUCGAUAAACGGCUGCAUGAUAAGCAUUCCGGAAACAACCAGGAUAGGAGGAGAGGGAAGGGCAAAAACAACAAAAAGCGUCGCAACGACUCCAGAGCACAGCCUUACCCAACGCCGGCAAAGCAGCACCGUGGCACUAAACAAGGGGCUGCUAUGCGCUCGGAGCUUCCUAAACAGGCGGAAUCUACAACGAAUGUCAAGCGAGAGGUUGCGGAAGAGCCAACGACAUCCGUUGGCAAUCAAAGUAAGCCUAGCACAACAAGUAGCGGGCCUGUGCAACAUCUCCAAACGUUGGUCAAGCAAGAAGACGCCCAGCUUGACCAGAUACCAUUCAAGACCGAGACGAGGGCGCAGCCCUUGGAAGAAAUGGGUUCAAGCGGCCUCUCAUGCGAGUCGGAGUUCCAGAGGGCUGAUGAGAGCCACCUACGGCACACCGCUGGAGGAGCAAAUCAAACGAGCAAUGGCAUCGACGACGGGGGGGCUGAUGGAAUUUACAGGAGCGAACCCGGAGAGGCCGACGUGGAGAGUUGA
This is a messenger RNA of Colletotrichum chrysophilum, 1056 nucleotides long. RefSeq lists its product as uncharacterized. NCBI's taxonomy places the organism in Eukaryota, Fungi, Ascomycota, Sordariomycetes, Glomerellales, Glomerellaceae. The record is from RefSeq and is a predicted model, not a curated record. The transcript has 2 exons. The coding region runs from base 1 to 1056 and encodes 351 amino acids.